CAAAGAAUAUGUUUUAGUCGCGUUCAGAAUAUUAGCGAUGUCGUGCGAUUGACCGUUCAUGGUAGUUGAAGACCUCGGCUCGCUGUUUUAUUAAAUCAGGUUGAAUUAAACAAACGAUUUACAAGACUUUUGCAAUUUAUAGUUCUAGUUCAUGGCCGAAUUUGACAUUGCGGUAUGAACUUUGAAUGCACGACGAACUGUCACAAUCGGCGCGACUGAGACAGACCACAAGUGUCAGUUGGCCACCGGUUGGCAAUUUAUUUGAACGUGUGUUAGCGUUUCCUGUUGGCGCGCAAGCAAUUUGCAUGGAAUCGCGUUUAUUCAAUUAAACAUUAUCUUGUUAAACGCACUGGACUGUGAAUGGGGGAUGAGUCCACGUACAUAUACAUCGUGCCUUUGAACCGCGUAUUGACUAAAAAACCAGUGUCGACGUCCUUUUUCAUAUUGUUUUGAGUUACGGACAUUGUUUUUUAUUUCGUGCUAGAGGUGUAAACCCGUUAAUAUGAAGGAACAUCCAAAUAAAGAAGAAACAUCAGACGAUGAAGCGGGUCUUGGAUACCAGAAUACGUUGAUGUAUGGUCGCUAUCAACGCGACCUCAGCGAAGCGGCCAGAGAAGAAGCUAGAAGACUAAGAAGAUUAAGGAAAAGAAGAAGAAAAGACGAUAAGUUGCGGCAGAAGGAGCUAGAAGCGACUGGGAAACACAGGCCAAGGGGAAAAGUGUUUAAAGUAUUAGGUUACAUAUGGAGGCACACGUUUGCACGGCUCGGCGAGGACUGGGUCUUCCUGGCGUUGCUGGGCAUCAUCAUGGCAGUCCUCAACUUCGCUAUGGACAGGGGCAUUGCGGUCUGCAAUAAUGCUCGUAUGUGGAUGUACAGCGAACUAGCGACAUCUACCUUCAGCCAGUACGUGGCGUGGGUGUCUCUGCCAGUUUGCCUCAUAUUAUUUGCAGCUGGCUUCGUGCAUAUCGUUGCAGCACAGAGCAUAGGAUCCGGUAUCCCGGAGAUGAAGACCAUACUCCGAGGAGUUCAUCUCAAAGAGUACUUGACCUUCAGAGCUCUCAUCUCCAAGGUGAUAGGUCUCACAGCCACUCUUGGAUCCGGUCUACCGCUGGGUAAAGAGGGUCCGUCAGUACACAUUGCGUCAAUGGUGGCAACAUUACUGUCAAAAUUGGUGACAAAAUUUCAAGGUAUCUAUAGCAAUGAAUCUCGGACCUCGGACAUGCUAGCUGCGGCCUGCGCUGUCGGUGUUGCCUCAUGCUUUGCUGCACCAGUUGGAGGUGUGCUCUUCUCGAUAGAAGUAACGACAACAUAUUUCGCGGUUCGGAAUUAUUGGCGUGGAUUCUUCGCCGCGUGUUGCAGUGCUAUUAUGUUCCGGCUGCUGUCGGUGUGGUCGGGCGCGCUGCCGACGGUGAAGCCGCUGUUCCCCACCAACCUGCCCCAGGACUUCCCCUUCGACCCUCAGGAGUUCGCCGUCUUCGUCUUAUUGGGCAUCGUGAGCGGGCUGCUGUCGGCGCUGUGGGUGUUCCUGCACCGCCAGUACGUGCUCUUCAUGAGGAACACCAAGACCCUCAGCAACUUCCUGCAGAAGAACCGCUUCAUCUACCCCGGCGUGAUGACGCUGGCGGUGAUGUCGGUGCUGUUCCCGCCCGGCAUCGGCAGGUUCAUGGCCGCCGACCUCGGCAACCAGGAACAGGUGCUGUCGAUGAUGGCCAACUUCACGUGGACCGACGAGCUGUCUGCGGAGCAGGCGGCUGUGGUCUCCCACUGGCAGACCCCGGAGGUGGACAUCUUCGGGUGUCUCUGUAUAUAUUUUGCUUCCAUUUUCUUCCUGAGCAUGGUGUCGUGCACGUUGCCCGUCCCGGCGGGCAUCUUCGUGCCCGCCUUCAAGAUGGGCGCGGCGCUCGGCCGACUGACGGGCGAAAUCAUGCACUACUUCUGCCCGCUCGGCGUCGCCUACGGAGGGCACAUACAGAAAAUAUUGCCCGGUGGGUACGCGAUGGUGGGCGCGGCCGCGUUCACCGGCGCGGUCACACACACCGUCUCCACCAUCGUCAUCGUCAGCGAGAUGACCGGACAGGUGACGCACAUCCUGCCCAUGAUGGCGGCAGUGCUGGCGGCCAACGCCACCGCCUCGCUGCUGCAGCCCUCCUGCUUCGACAGCAUCAUACUCAUCAAGAAGCUGCCCUACCUGCCCGACCUGCUCUCCUCCGCCAGCCGUAUGUACGACAUCUGCGUGGAGGACUUCAUGGUGCGCGACGUCAAGUACAUCUGGAACCGCAUGACCUUCCAGCAGCUCAAAGACAUACUCAAGGAAAAUAAGACAAUCAAGAGUUUCCCCCUGGUGGACAGCCCGACUUCCAUGGUGCUGCUGGGGUCCAUCCACCGCUGGGAGCUGGUGAAGGUGAUAGAGAAGGCGGUGGGGCGCGAGCGGCGGCUGCAGGUGGCCGCGCUGUGGCACCGCGAGGCGGAGCUGCGCAGGAGGCACGAGGAGGCCAAGAAGGUCCGCCGCCCCUCCCGCUUUGAGGUGACGCCGGCACCAGAUAUGCUGCAGGUGCCGGGCACGGGGAUGACCCGCGGCACCUCGCUCACUACCAAUGACCAGGGUGGAUUGAUACCUGCGCCCGGGCAGCUGUUCCGACCGAAGUCGAUCCUGAAGAAGACGAACUCGUUCAGUGUGAGCCGCGGGCUGGUGGGGGGGGGCCACACGCCGCUCUCGCCGCAGCCCUCCGUCUACACCACCGUCACCGGCGCAGAGACCAGGAUCCGUGCAGCAUUCGAGGCCAUCUUCAAGCGGUCGACGCUGCUGGCGGACGUGGAGGGCGGGCUGCCCGACCAGCUCGGCCCCGCCCUGCCGCGCAGCCCCUCCAUCAACAAGAAAGUGCAACUGCCCCGUGAACGUGUAUGCGAUAUGUCGCCUGAAGACCAAAAAGCAUGGGAGAGACUGGAGAUGGCCAAGGAAAUAGACUUCGACCGAAUGUUGCAGAUCGCCAGGAAGAGGGACAUGCAUCCAGAUGACCCGGAGUACGAGGAUGAACAUCUAUACAUCUGUCACAUCGACCCUGCGCCCUUCCAGCUUGUAGAGAGAACCUCAUUACUCAAGGUCCACUCGCUGUUUUCAACCCUGGGGGUGAGUCGUGCGUACGUCACUGCUAUAGGACGACUCAUAGGUGUCGUCUCAUUGAAAGAGUUGCGCAAAGCUAUAGAGGAUGUGAACUCGGGCGUGCUGAGCGUGAGCAGCCGGCCCUCGCCGCCCAGCACGCCGCCGCCGCCGCUCAUCAAGGUGCACAGCGCGCAGCCCGCGCCGCACUCCGACUGCGAGACUGCGCCGCUCACCACCGCCACAUAGACAUACCGCACGCCGUGCCGCAUGCCACACUGCAUGCCACACCACAUGCCACACGCAUAUGAUUUCGGAAAUAUUGCCGAUAGUUCAAUAUGACCAUCUCUGGUGCUUUAUUAUAUCUUAGUCACAAAUACUUUGUAUGUGAUCGCUUUUGUAACAUAUUAUUUAUUUAUACACCUUAAGUUAAGUUUACCUUGUAAGUUAAAUGUCAGCAGCUUAUAUAAAAAAGCCACUUCAAUCGGAAUAAGAUUUUUUUUUAAAAUAAAUGUAAUUUUUAGUACAAUUUGUACUGAUAAUAAAAUGAAACGUUAGUCAGAAACUUGAGAUAUUUACAAUUCUUUUAUGCAUUUACAAUUUUUCCAUUUAAGAGAUUUUUCUUCUUAUUUAUGUAAGAUAUUUGAUGAAAAAAUAAUUAUAUUUUGGAUAUCUUGGACCAAUUUAUGAAAAAAGCCUGUAUUUGAUACCAAAAUUCGCCACACUCAAGGCUUGUGAUCAACAAAAUCAUUCCAAAUUAAUUUUAUAUAGUUUUAUUUAUAUUUAAGUUAAAGUUUAUUUAGCUAAGAAUACUUCCUCUGUGCCAUUGUAAGGCUAACUUUACAGUUAUGGGAUUCACUUAAUGCAUUUCGUUUAAGCUCAAAAUGGUACAACUUCCGUCCUAAUACAGAAAAUAUACGAAAAUAUUAACCAAAAUGACAAGACCUCUCAAUAUUUAAUAUUAAAAAGAUAAAAAGAAGUAAAAUACAAAUUGAUUCCCUUAACUAAUUUUACCGAAUUGAGCAAAAAAUAAUGAAAUUCAACAAAAAAAGACAGUAUUAUUCGCAUGAAAGAGUCACAAUAACUUUUUAAUUCUAGUUUUUAGAUUCCAAACUGAAAUCCCAUGCUAUUUUAGAACUUAACGUAUAUACAAUACGUAAUAUUUUAGUUUGUACAAUCGGGGAAAUUGGCGGUGUUCCAAGUUACAACUUUUUGAACAUUUUGAAACGAGACGAGAUAAAAUGUGUAAGAAAAAAAGUCGGUUAGUGCUUCAUGACUAGUUUCUUUUUCUUAUCUCUUCGUUUAAUUCACUGCUAUAAUUAGUUAUUUGUAAGAGCCGGAGUUUGACUCAUUGCAAUGAAUAAGACUACCUAAAGUGGGACACCGAGGGUUUCCGCGACUGUACAUAUCUGAGGUUCUUGUUAUUCUGUACCUCUGGUCCUCUUUAACUGGUUGUUAACAGUGAUAGAUUGUGAUAGAUGUUAUACAAAUUUUUAUAAUUAAAUCAAAUAACCAAAAAAAAUGUGAUAUAUUUGGUCCUAUUUGUUAAAAUUACUAAAAGUAAAGUCUUCGAAAUAAUAGUAAAAGGUUGUUAUGUUUGCGACAUAAAACAACGAAUAUUUUUUUUGUUUUAUCGAAUAGAAUGCUUGUAGAUCUAUGGAAAAUUCUGGAUCAGUAAUAAAAAUUAACUGAAAAUAAAAAUAUGAUUCUUAACUUGCUUUUCAUAUAACAAGAUUAUUGAAAGAGAAAUUAAAGUAAAAUAAAUAUUCUAUUUCGCUUUAAAUAUAAUACAUUGACAAAUAUCAAGAAAAAAUAUGUUUAUAUAGAUUUUUUUAUAAUUAUUUACUUUAAACAUAAACAAUCGAAGUGGGAUUCCUCAAGGUACUAAAUCAGGACCCAAACUCGAACCUAAGUUCUGAUCCAGGAUGUUCUGCUAAUAUAAUGUUAAUUAUAAGUUUAAUUUAUAUUUAAGACAAGAAAAUUGUUGUCAUUUGGACGUUAGUUGCAUUUUUAUUGUGAUCUGUUGCUUUUUGGUUAAUAAAUGAUGUGUUGUGCGUUGA
Papilio polytes (common Mormon) is the source of this 5157-nucleotide messenger RNA. RefSeq names its product chloride channel protein 2 (gene ClC-a). The transcript is spliced from 24 exons. NCBI's taxonomy places the organism in Eukaryota, Metazoa, Arthropoda, Insecta, Lepidoptera, Papilionidae. Gene Ontology annotation, molecular function: voltage-gated chloride channel activity. Bases 503 to 3346 code for a protein of 947 amino acids. Gene Ontology annotation, biological process: chloride transport; transmembrane transport. The record is from RefSeq and is a predicted model, not a curated record. Gene Ontology annotation, cellular component: membrane.